Molecule: messenger RNA, 741 nt
Organism: Beta vulgaris subsp. vulgaris (sugar beet)
Lineage: Eukaryota; Viridiplantae; Streptophyta; Magnoliopsida; Caryophyllales; Amaranthaceae
Exons: 3
Coding region: 1-741 (246 amino acids)
Source: RefSeq, a predicted model, not a curated record
AUGUUGACAGGCCAUCGUAAUUUGUGUAAAGAACAACUUCGGCUAAGUAGAGAAGUAUUUAUAAGUCUUGCUAAUAUCCUUAGAGAACAACAACUCUUAGUAGCUGGUAGAUAUAUAAGCAUUGAAGAGCAACUUGGGUUAGGUUUGUACAUGCUAGCUAAACCUGCUUCUGUUCGUGAUGCUGCUGAAAGAUUUCAACACUCAACAUCAACUAUUUCGAAGUAUUUCAAAAAGGUAUUACAAGCAUUGGAAGCAUUGUCGAGUCAAAUAAUUCGACCAUAUCAAAGUAUGUAUGAGACACCUCCUGAAAUACAAAGCAACAUCAAAUACUGGCCUUUCUUUAAGGAUUGUGUUGGUGCCAUAGAUGGUACCCUUAUACAAUCAGUUGUUGCAGAUGAUGUAGGCAGGGCUUUUAGAGAUCGUCACGGGGAGAAAACAUGGAAUGUGAUGGUUGUAUGUUCACUCAACAUGUUGGUUACUCACAUCAAUGUGGGCUACGAAGGGAGUGCACAUGAUACAACUGUAUGGAGGCGAAGCUUAGGAGAUGCCAGAAUGGGAUUCCCUCAUCCACCAUCUGGAAAAUACUAUGUAGUCGAUUCAGCGUAUCCUAAUACACUCGGGUACUUGAGUCCAUAUCUAGUACCUGGGUUGAGGUACCAUUUGCCUGACUUCAGAAGAGGGACUCCACCACAGGGAAUGUAUGAGCAAUUCAAUUACCGACUUCUUCUUGUCGAAAUGUAA